CAAGCAGAGGCUCCCCACCCCUUGAGUCUCUCAGGGUAAAAGCUGAUAGUAUCAAGGCUCCCUAGGAGUGAGUGCUUUCUCAACCCCGUCUUGGAAGGUGGGUUAUUUUUCUGGCAGAAGGGAGAGGAAUUUGUUCUGAGUAGGGGCGGUUAUGCAAAAUGCAAGGAGGAGGAAGAAGCUAGGAGGGGAGUUGGUGAGUCAGAGGAGAAAAGCUGUACAACUUGGCCAGCAGAGAGCCUCUUUAAAGCAGAGAGGAAGCCUCAGUCGCUAACAAGGUCUUCCACUUCAGCACAAUGAUGCUGCCCAAAAAAACGAGGCCGCUGCUGCUCCUGUUUUCCCAGAUGGCCAUCUUCGCUCUGUUCCUCCAUUUGUACAGCCACAACUUCAACUCCCUGUCUACAAAGGAGGAGCCCAAGCCUAUGCAUGUAUUGGUCCUGUCUUCAUGGCGCUCUGGCUCUUCUUUUGUGGGCCAGCUUUUUGGGCAGCACCCAGAUGUCUUCUACCUGAUGGAACCCGCCUGGCAUGUCUGGAUGACCUUCACAAGAAGCACCCCCUGGCGGCUGCAUAUGGCGGUGCGGGAUCUGAUCCGUGCCGUUUUUCUCUGUGACAUGAGUGUCUUUGAUGCCUAUAUGAAUCCUGGUCCCCGACGUCAGUCCAGCCUCUUCCAGUGGGAUGGCAGCCGGGCGCUGUGUUCCCCACCUGCCUGCAACAUGUUCCCUCGCGAUAAGAUCAUACCUCAGGCUCACUGCAAGAUUCUGUGCAGUCAACAGCCCUUUGAAGUGAUAGAGAAGGCCUGCCACUCCUACAGUCACGUGGUGCUCAAGGAAGUGCGCUUCUUCAACCUGCAGGUGCUCUACCCACUGCUGAGAGACCCUUCCCUCAACCUGCACAUCAUACACCUGGUCCGGGACCCCCGGGCUGUGCUCCGUUCCCGGGAGCGCACCACAGGGGAGCUUAUGAUUGAUAGCCGCAUUGUGAUGGGGCAGCGCUGGCAGAAACUCAAAGAGGAGGACCAACCCUACUAUGUGAUGCAGGUCAUCUGCCAAAGCCAGCUGGAGAUCUACGAGGCUGUGAAGUCCUUGCCCAAAGCCCUGAAGCAGCGCUACCUUCUCAUGCGCUAUGAGGACCUCGUCCGGGACCCCCUGGCCCAGACAGCCCAAAUGUAUGAAUACACAGGGUUGAAAUUCUUGCCCCAGCUCCAGGCCUGGGUGCUCAACAUCACUCAAGGCGAAGGCAUGGGUCGGCACGCCUUCCACACAAAUGCCAGGAAUGCCCUCAACGUCUCCCAGGCCUGGCGCUGGUCCUUGCCUUAUGAAAAGGUCUCUCGACUUCAGAAAGUCUGCAGACAUACCAUGACUUUGCUGGGCUACCAUCUUGUCAGAUCUGAGCAAGAGCAGAGAAACCUGUCCCUGGACCUCCUGUCUACCUGGACCCCCUCCACACAAAUUGAGAGUUGAGGAGGCUUUGUCCCCACUUGGCACCGGCCUCGGCCAAGUUAACUGAAGGCAUAUGGUCAUAAUGAUGUCUCUGUUGGCGUACACAUAAGCAUAAGUUGUGCCCACACGUGCUCAAGCCAAAACAUCUUUGUGUCUCUACUCAUGUCUAGAAAAGAGACUCAGAAACUUUGUGAGAGUGACACAUUCUGCUACUGAAAGAGGAGCACGGCCUUUCCUCUCGUCUUGGCCUUCCUAAGUGUGUAUACCUUGGAGACUUUGUGGCCUGGGGUCCUAUCUGGCACCAUGCAGUGUCGGUGGAGUAAAUCCAUAAACUUCUCUGUCUAUAUCUUGUUCAGUGGGAAAGGGGAGAGAUGGGAAGAAGCAGGGAAAGGGGUCUUCCACUGAAGACCCCACCAGCACAUUCCCCAGGGAUGUGCGUUCUGAGCCCUUGGAGCUGCCAGUAGAGUCAUAGAGGGAACAGGGAGCAGAGCUGGAUGCUUAUCUGUGAGCUUGGCCUCUCAGUUAACACAAAUAUGAGACAAAAUCUCUGCCCAAAGAGCAAGCUCUUUAAGUUCCUGGGGUGGCUGGGCCCGAUUUGGGUGUCGUUUCCUCUCAGUGUUUUCCUCUCACAAAGAAGAUUUUGACCUGUGAAGCAGCCAUCCAUUAAUACUAAAAUUCCAAAAUAAGAUUCUGUUUGGAGUGUCUUCUUUUAUGCUUUCUAAUUAUUUAGUAGUAAAUGCUCAUUCUUGUGGGGUCCUAAAAGUAUAAUCAGCUUUAUAGAUUUUUAAAGUAUUUUUUGCUAUUACCUGUCACCCACACAUAGAAAAAUUGGUGAGACAAUGUUUGGUGUUAGAUGAUGAGAAACUGAUCAAUACUGAGUAAUACAGCACCCUCGUAAGAAUUUGUAGAGGACAGACAACCAGCGACUGAGCCCUUUCCUGUGCGAGGUGUUAAGUUGUAAAAAUACCAUAUGCAUCAUCACUCCAGGGUCUGGGUGAGAGUUCUUUUCAUCUGACUCCUUAGCCAGAGGCCCUCAGUUCUAGAAUGAUUGGUGCUGUUUAGCUCUUCCCAGGUCCUUUCCCAACAAGAAAAAUGGUUUCUCCCAAUCUUUGCAGCAUUACCCAGAUCUAGAUGUACAUCAGAAUCGACUCUUAAACAUUCAUUUUGCUAUGCCCUACCUCAGAUCUGCUGGAACCGGAAUCUCCCUGGGUGGGGGCUGGGAUUCUGUGUGUUUACCGAGCCAUCCUGGUGACCCCCCCCCCACCCCGGCCAGCUGGAAAAUGGUACAGCCGCCCUGCGCAGCAGCACUGUUCACUUCUCGCUCCAAGUCACUCUUGAGCGCAUGCCACUGUCUGUGCCCCUUACUCCUGACGCUGGUGCUGCCCUCAGGUUGGAGGCAACAGGUUGAAAGUCUCUUUAGGGAACUCAAUGGACCUCUGAGUCCUGACUUUUUAAAUACUUCACUUUGUCCAAACCUGAGACACUCCCACUUUUCACAUCCUCACUUCAAAUCUCCCUCACUGUCAGAGGUGAAUUGUUCCACUCCACCGCCAGCGAGCUCCUGGGCUGGGCCAGCACAAGAGAUGCUUGAGCAGCUAGCCAGCUGACUCAGGCAAAGUUAAUCUAUAUGUGGCUUUAAAGGAGUGAAUUUAUUUUAACAUCCAAACCCAAGCCACUCUAGACAUUCCUCAAGAGCCUAGGAUCUCCCAGGCAAAUGCUUCUAGCCUCCACAAGCCUUCCGAAACUAUGAAAGAGUAACAUUUCCCCAACAGUGCAAACAAGGCCAGGGCAGUAAGUGAUGGUGCAAAUACAGUGAAGAAGGCCAGUGAGGGGGCAGAGAGUGACUCAACCAUCUCUGACUUCCCCUCAGAAAUUUCAGCCCCGACCUAAAUGUCUUAGCCUUAGCCAACUUCCUCAGCACCCACCUCCGUGGGAUGCUGGAGUAUGGAGCUGCUUGCUUUUCCCUCUCCAGAAUUAUUGCCCCCCCCAAGUAAGGAAAGAGACGAGCCACAUGGAGAUCUCAGGAUCUUAUUCCUGAC
Messenger RNA from Manis pentadactyla (Chinese pangolin), 3475 nucleotides. RefSeq names its product carbohydrate sulfotransferase 4 (gene CHST4). NCBI's taxonomy places the organism in Eukaryota, Metazoa, Chordata, Mammalia, Pholidota, Manidae. The coding region runs from base 294 to 1457 and encodes 387 amino acids. The record is from RefSeq and is a predicted model, not a curated record. The transcript is spliced from 2 exons. Gene Ontology annotation, molecular function: N-acetylglucosamine 6-O-sulfotransferase activity. Gene Ontology annotation, cellular component: Golgi membrane. Gene Ontology annotation, biological process: carbohydrate metabolic process; N-acetylglucosamine metabolic process; protein sulfation.